AUGAGUCAAAAAUCUCCAACAAAACUUUCGCUUCUUCAUUCGAUUGAAAAUAAUCGAUCAGGAAAUCAAAAAGCAAAGUCUUCGACACUAAGUAUCCCCCAAAGUGUCGGUGUUAAUACUGAACAAAUUCAAUGUACCCGUGAUGUUGGUUCAAAUACUCCGAAUUACGCGGAACAAAUGGCACGAGCAAUGGAAAACGGAAGCGGUACUGAGGAGUUUGUUCAAAUGCUCCUGCAAAACGAAGCGUCGGAGGCCUACUGGAAAAUAGUGACUGAACGAAGAAAAGAGGCCAUUGAAGAUACCAUUCUUGAAAAUCAACAACUACAUAAUCUUAUCGAUGGAUUGAGUAAAGAAAACGAUCAACUUCGCGUUGUCGCUGGUCAUCACGAUUAUUUACAAAGUGUUCUCAACUCGUUUACUCAUGAACAUGACAGUCUUCUUGAUGAUAGUUCAACAAACUGA
Messenger RNA from Adineta ricciae, 462 nucleotides. The record is from the annotation of a GenBank genome assembly. Lineage: Eukaryota; Metazoa; Rotifera; Eurotatoria; Adinetida; Adinetidae.